Diaporthe citri is the source of this 765-nucleotide messenger RNA. RefSeq lists its product as uncharacterized. NCBI's taxonomy places the organism in Eukaryota, Fungi, Ascomycota, Sordariomycetes, Diaporthales, Diaporthaceae. Gene Ontology annotation, biological process: proteolysis. The record is from RefSeq and is a predicted model, not a curated record. The transcript is spliced from 3 exons. Bases 1 to 765 code for a protein of 254 amino acids.
AUGGGCUCUACGGACAAGUCCCAGGACGAAAUAACCAUCCUGGUCACGGGGUUUGGUCCAUUCAAGGAUCAGUACCCUCGGAAUCCCAGCUGGGACAUUGCCUCCUCGCUACCCGAGUACCUCCCUCCCCUGAAUGCUAAGUCCUCGACCGCCGUUCGGGGCGGGUCUCUGCCCUUACCUCCGGUGCGGAUCGUAGUCCAUCCUGAGCCAGUGCGCGUCACGUACUCGGCCGUCCGGAAUCUCAUUCCAAAGUUGUGGCAGCCCGACUUCGAAGGAGUCCCAAAGAUCGACUACGUGCUACACAUUGGUAUGGCAUCCACUAAGAAGCAGUACGUGCUGGAACGACUCGGCCACAGGGACGACUACAAACUGCUCGACCUGGAUGAGAGGCUGCCCAACCAGAAUCCUUCCUCUGACGAUUACCCCUGGCACGGCAUACCUGCUCAGUUGACGACCGAUCUUGACGUGGCAGACAUCAAGAGGAGAUGGGAGACGUACUUACCGGGCAAUCUUACGCUCAAAACCUCAGAAGAUGCCGGCCAUUUUCUUUGCGACUACAUAUACUUCAACAGCCUGGCCAACUGUCACCGGGCAGAGCAGUGGAAGAGAGUCUUAUUCAUGCAUGUCCCGGCCGUGCGACCUGAACCCGCAGAUUUGUAUCGCGAGUCGAUCGACCUGGGCCGAGAGAUUGCCAUACAGCUUUUGCGAUCACUCGUCGAGAGCGAGCUCGAUAGUUCACGAGAAGGCGCGGAGGCUGAGUUGUGA